CUACUUGAACGGCGAAAAGGAGAGCGGGCCUAGGAGCUAGCAGUGGCUGAGCAUCGUGGGGUCCCGGUCACUGCGCGGGCCCGGCGCUUCCCUCUGCGAGCGUAGCUGAGCGCCGCUCUCGCCAUGCUGACGAGCUCCGUUGCCGCUUCGGAUCUGGAGAACCAGGAGAAUGUGCCGCCGGGGACCAAGGGCGCUUCCCAUCCACCCGCCACCGCCGCUCCGGGGACGCGGACCGUGCUGGGGCUUCUGCGGGCCAACCAGCACCACUCGCUCCAGCCGCAGGCUUCUCUCUGUCAAGUACCAUGGAGUACCAAUGAUGACAAUUAUGUUGGCAUCCCAGUGGGCAAAAUGGGAAACAAGCAGCCUGCCUUUACCAUCCAUAUGGAUGAGGUGCCUGAGAGCACGAGACCGAAGAGAAGUGGUGCGUCCAAAAAGACUCUGCCUAGUGAGGAGCACCUGGGCUUGGUAGCAGCUGUGGCUUCAAUGGGAAGCAGGAAACCUCUGACACCUAUAGAGAAUCCAAUGGAUCUUGGCUCUGGGUCCCCAAGUAUUAUGGACAUGUCAAUAGUCCAGGAAAUAGAAGAAAUAGUAAACGUUAACCAUGUACCUGACUACAUUGAAGACAUCUUUAAGUACCUCAGGGAAAUGGAGGUGAAAUGCAAGCCCAAAGUGGGUUACAUGUCGAAGCAGCCAGACAUUACAAAUAACAUGCGUGCUAUUCUGGUGGACUGGCUAGUGGAAGUUGGUGAAGAAUACCGAUUGCAAAAUGAGACUCUGCAUCUGGCUGUAAACUACAUUGACAGGUUUCUUUCUUCGAUGUCAGUGCUAAGAGGGAAGCUUCAGCUUGUAGGAACUGCAGCCAUGCUGUUAGCAUCGAAGUUUGAAGAAAUCUACCCUCCUGAAGUGGCAGAAUUUGUUUACAUCACAGAUGACACUUACACAAAGAAGCAAGUCCUAAGGAUGGAGCACUUAGUUCUAAAAGUUUUGUCAUUUGACUUGGCGGCACCAACUAUAAAUCAGUUCCUUUCUCAGUACUUCUUACACCAACCAGCUUGUUCCCAAGUGGAAAACUUGGCAACAUAUUUAGGAGAACUAAGCCUAAUUGAUGCUGACCCAUUCCUGAAAUACUUGCCAUCAGUCAUUGCUGCUGCAGCAUUCCAUAUAGCUAACUACACAAUUACUGGAAGAACUUGGCCUGAAUCUCUUGUCAAAGUGACAGGAUACACAAUGGAAAAUCUUCAGCCUUGUCUCAUGGACCUCCACAAGACCUACCACAGAGCAGCACAGCAUUCACAACAGUCUAUAAGGGAAAAAUACAAGGCCUUAAAGUAUAAUGCAGUAUCGCUUAUCGACCCACCAGAAAAACUAAACUUAUAACAAUCAAGAGACUGAAGCUUGACAUCUCAAAAGUGUAUAUUACCCACCACAGCAAUGUACAGUUUUAAACUUUUAGUUAUACUUCAAUCACUCUGGUAUAUUACCACAGACAAUUAUGAAGUUUUAUACUUUUUAUAAGGUUUUAAUGUAAACUUUUGUAAAUGCAAUCUUGUUUUGAGUACUUAGGAGGUGCUCUUUAAAGUUCUGGAAAAACAAACCAUGCAGGUAAACCACUCAAGUCGCUCCUCAUAGUUUUGAUCAGAAGAGCAGCGUCUAAGAAGGGAUUUUGACUCUUAACUGCCAAAUCAAGAUAGCUUGGAGUCAGUCGCAUGCUUGAGACACUAAGAGUCAGUCCUUCUCCAGACUCUUAAAUUAUUACAGGACAUUAGUGACCUAAUGUUUAACAUUGGCAAGUGAAGCUGUUCUGACUUUUCCAGUACCAACUAAGAUCAAGUCUGUACGGUCAGGAAAUAGCGCUACAUGCCACUAAAGCUUGCAAGACACUGUAUGAACUGUUAUCUAGCCUGCAGCUAGGGGUCCAGAAAACUAGUGGUAGCUCUCUUGCUGUGAGAAGAUAAUAGGUGUCUGCUGGAGUCUGAAAACUGCCCUGGCUCGCAGAAUUUCCAGUAUUCAUGGAGCUACACUUAUUCUGUUUACUGUUAGUCAGACUAGGCUUGGCUUUCUGAUGUAUAGGUGCAAUGGCUAUAUACUCAAGACUAGAGUUAGCAGGGUAAUGCAGUUCUGAACAAAGCUCUUAACUGCUGCACAAAGGGCAAGCUUAGCAGAGCUCUGCAGAAAGAGCACAUCACUGCAUUCCUGCUGUGGGCAAUAAAGGCCAAUUCAGGUCUGCUUUUUCUACUAUUAGGAGUACUGACAUAAGGCAGAAGUAGCGGGUAUCUUGUAUGAAUAAACCCUUGUUCAAAAGGUUUUCUAUAUUUGUAAAAGUGGCUAUUUUAUACUUGUAUCAACAGAAUUCAUUUCUUGUAAACUAGAGUAAUGCUGCUUACUGUGCUAACAGUAAACCAAUCCAUGGCAAGACCAAAUGUAAACUAUCUUGAAGUGGCCAA
Molecule: messenger RNA, 2444 nt
Organism: Eublepharis macularius
Lineage: Eukaryota; Metazoa; Chordata; Lepidosauria; Squamata; Eublepharidae
Gene: CCNA2
Product: cyclin A2
Exons: 8
Coding region: 124-1377 (417 amino acids)
Biological process (GO): mitotic cell cycle phase transition; regulation of cyclin-dependent protein serine/threonine kinase activity
Cellular component (GO): cyclin A2-CDK2 complex; cytoplasm; nucleus
Molecular function (GO): cyclin-dependent protein serine/threonine kinase regulator activity
Source: RefSeq, a predicted model, not a curated record